AUGACCAGCACGGGGAGCUCAGACCCCAUCCCCGGAUCCCAGGAGAGAGGAGUGGACCGAGGAAGGCAGGCAGGCGUGGCUCUCCGUCCAUCCGUCCAUCUGCCUGUUGGUCCACGCAGGCUCCUGAGGCGCGGACAGAGGGACCCACGAAGGGCGGGACUCGGCAGGAAGCAGUGUUCUGGCCUCUUGAACCUCUGUGCGCCCCCUGGGGGCACCUCUAGAAAAGAAGGGAAUCCUACUGGGAGUGCAGCUGGGGCCUUGAGCCGCCGGGACUCGGCCAUGAAUCCUGUCCUGAUGCUCCUUCGGAGCUGCCAACCUCCUCCAGGUGCCUCGCUGCCGCCCCACCCCCGCCGGGUCAUCUCGGUCAGCUCCUCACCCCCAGCCACUCAGGAGUUUGAGGACGGAGUUUUCACCUUCGCACAUGAUUGUCAACGUGAUGGAGGACAAGCGCGAUCUCCUCCCACCCUCCUCCAGCCCCACAGUGUAAGUAAGGUACACAAGUGGUGUUCUUCUGAAGGGGAAGGACCAGGAGGGAGAAAAGGAACAAGAGCCACUUCUUGCUCAGCUGCACACGGAGAGUCAUCCAGACUCUGGCUCUCCCUGGCCAUCAGGCCCCAGGCGUCUGCCCUCCAGGCUGCUCUCCGCCCCCCACCCCACCCCCACGCCAGUGCACAGGAGGCUCCCAGCCUGUCUCUUGCCACCGAUGGUCACUUUUGUGACUGCAGAAUCGAGCUUCUAACACUGUGUGAGAGUGUCACUCCCCCACCUGUAGGAUGGACUCCCACCACCAUCGCUGAAAGCUACCCACACACCUGA
Physeter macrocephalus (sperm whale) is the source of this 816-nucleotide messenger RNA. RefSeq lists its product as uncharacterized. NCBI's taxonomy places the organism in Eukaryota, Metazoa, Chordata, Mammalia, Artiodactyla, Physeteridae. The record is from RefSeq and is a predicted model, not a curated record. The transcript has 3 exons. The coding region runs from base 1 to 816 and encodes 271 amino acids.